Molecule: messenger RNA, 1725 nt
Organism: Fusarium sp. VM40
Lineage: Eukaryota; Fungi; Ascomycota; Sordariomycetes; Hypocreales; Nectriaceae
Source: the annotation of a GenBank genome assembly
AUGGCAGUCUUCUCUCAGUAUGACUACCUCUUCGCGGUAGGCACAAUCUUUGCCUUCCUCGACGCCUGGAACAUCGGCGCCAACGAUGUCGCCAACUCGUGGGCGUCGUCUGUGUCGUCUCGCUCCAUCAGCUACUUCCAGGCCAUGAUCGGUGCCAGUAUCAUGGAGUUCACAGGUGCUCUUGGCGUUGGCGGUCGUGUUGCGGAUACUAUCCGAACAAAGAUCGUUGAUGUCGGUGCCUUUGACGAUAGCCCUGCUCUUCUUAUGCUGGGUAUGGUCUGCGCUGUUAUCGCCUCUGCUAGCUACCUUACUUUUGCUACGCGCUUUGGUUUCCCCGUGUCUACUACUCACUCUAUCCUUGGUGGUGUGUUGGGCAUGGGUGUUGGUGCCCUUGGUGGUAACGGUAUCACUUGGGUUGGCUAUCAUGAAGAUGGUUCUCUUGAUAUCCAGCAAGGUGUCGUCCAGGUUUUCCUUGCUUGGAUCAUCGCCCCUAUGCUUUCCGGUAUCUUCGGUGCCGCAAUCUUCCUCUUCACCAAGUACGGUAUUCUCCUCCGCAAGAGCCCUGCUAUCAAGGGUCUCAUCCUCGUCCCCUUCUACUUCUGGGCCACCGCCUCUCUCAUUGUCAUGCUUCUGAUCUGGAAGGGUGGCUCUUACGAGGUCAACCUCACUGAGGAGCAGAUCCCCGGUGUUAUUGUCGCUGCUGGUGCUGGCUGGGGUCUUCUCAUGGCCAUCUUCCUCGUCCCCUGGUUGUACCGCGUUGUCAUCAAGGAGGAUUGGCAGAUCAAGGCCUACCACAUCUUCCUCGGCCCUCUUCUCCUCCGCCGUGGUCCUGUUCCUCCUACCCCCGACAACUUCCAGGGUGUUGUCCGCAACUUCUACGAGGGCCACCUUACCCGUGAGGAGCUUGAGGAGCGCCGUACUCAGCGCGCUGCUGUCAUUGGAGAGGAUCUCGAGGCCGGGCACGACAAGAAGACCGCUACCGACUCUGCUACUGAUGAGCCCGCCCCUACCGGUUACCCUGAGCACAAGUCUAUGAUCGGCCCCAAGCCCGACAGUCCUUGGUACUCUGGUGCUUUCAUCUGGUGGGCCAUCAAGCUCGUCAUCCUCCACGGUGUUGACAAGGAUAUCGUUGGUUCCCAGAGCGAGAAGUCUGUCGUUGCCGGUGACGUUGAGGAGAUCCAUGCUCGUGCCACUCACUUCGACAACCGCACUGAGUUCCUCUACACAUUCCUCCAGGUCAUGACUGCUGCAUCCGCCUCCUUCGUCCAUGGUGCCAACGACGUUGCCAACGCUGUUGGACCUUAUGCCACCAUCUACCAGAUUUGGAACUCUGGGGAGGUCCCUGGAAGCAAGGCCCAAGUCCCUCUCUGGGUUCUCGGUUUCGGUGGUGCUGGUAUUGUCCUUGGUCUUUGGACAUACGGCUACAACAUCAUGCGCAACUUGGGUAACCGUGUCACUCUCAUGUCUCCUGCCCGUGGCUUCUCCAUGGAACUUGGAUCUGUCAUCACCAUCAUUCUGGCCACUCGUCUUAAGCUCCCUGUGUCUACCACUCAGUGCAUCACUGGCGCCAUCGUUGGUGUCGGUCUUUGCAAUGGUGACUGGCGAUCUAUCAACUGGCGCAUGGUCGGCUGGAUUUACCUUGGAUGGUUCAUUACCGUGCCUGCUGCUGGUAUUAUUUCCGGUUGUCUGAUGGCUUUCAUCACCUACGCUCCCAACUGGAGUUAG